Messenger RNA from Rhododendron vialii, 1141 nucleotides. RefSeq names its product probable carbohydrate esterase At4g34215. Lineage: Eukaryota; Viridiplantae; Streptophyta; Magnoliopsida; Ericales; Ericaceae. The record is from RefSeq and is a predicted model, not a curated record. The transcript has 2 exons. The coding region runs from base 33 to 872 and encodes 279 amino acids.
AUACGCGUAUUUGUACUUGUUUAUAAGGUUAUAUGCGAUGGUACCAUCUUCUUUACAUUGAAUGCAAAGCCAUGUUCACUUUCCUUUGGGUAAUCCUAAUUGUGGCUCACGCCCUGCCGGUGACCCCUGUUUCAUCUCAGGACAAGAACAUAUUCCUAUUGGCCGGACAGAGCAACAUGGCCGGCAAUGGAGGCGUGAUCAACGGCACCUGGGACGGCGUUGUGCCACCCGAAUGCGGACCCAACCCGUCGGUCCUCCGCCUGGCCGCAAACCUCACGUGGGUUCCCGCGGCCGAGCCGCUCCACAAGGACAUCGGUGGCGUGAACGCAGCCAUCGGGGUGGGGCCUGGGAUGUCGUUUGCCAAUUCGGUGUUGGCUCGUGACCCGAGCCUCGGGGUGGUGGGAUUGGUGCCCUGUGCGUACGGCGGGACCAAGAUAAGUCAAUGGGGUCAGGGAAGCUUUUUGUAUGACCAGUUGGUGAGUAGGGCUAGAGCCGCCGUGCGAGGCGGCGGAGGGAAGAUCCAGGCGAUGCUGUGGUAUCAGGGGGAGAGUGAUGCGGUGUUAUCGGAGGACGCGGAGUUAUACAAGGGUCGAUUGCAGAAGUUUUUCCAGGAUCUUAGACUUGAUUUGCAAUCUCCUUCACUACUAAUAAUUCAGGUGGCAUUAGCAUCAGAAUCAGCAGGACCUUACACCGAGAAAGUGAGAGAAGCCCAGUUGGGACUAGACCUUGCAAAUGUCAAAUGUGUUGAUGCCAAGGGAUUGGAGCUGCAAUCAGACAACUUGCACUUAAGCACUCCCGCAGAGGUUCAGCUCGGGAAGAUGUUGGCCGGUUCAUUCCUCCAGAACCGGCCCAACCCCCUCACGAAUAGCUAGUGCCCCCAAAAGAUUUCGUAAUUACGUCAGUGACCUCCCCCUCAAGAGAUGUUAAAAAGUUCAUGAGCGUUUGUUGAAUUUUGAAAGGUUAGAUGAUAAUACUGGUUUUGAAAGGUCCCUUGAUGGUGAAGGCAUAUAGGUUUUUGCUUCUAUGGUGGAAAUUAGAAAUCAAAUAUGUUUUGCAUAACUUAUAGUUUGUGAAAUAGUUGUUUUGAACAACAUUUGUAAAAUAAUAGAAAAUAUAUAUUUUUAAUAUUUUAAACUCCUUU